AUGACAACAGUGGAAGAAAUACUCGGGGGACUGAAUUUAGAUAAUUUACCCUCAAGAUUAUUUUUUUACGGUCUAUUUGAAGGGAGCACAGGGACCUAUGAAGAUGAGUGUGCGAGGAAUAUAAAGGGGAUUCUAAGUAAAGUAUCUGGUGCAGAAGGUCCUGAUGAUAAAAUUAUGAAAGGGGUGUACUAUGUAUCCGAAAAAUACGGGAAGCACGAAUGGUUUAAUGCAGAUCGUUGUACACCCUUAUAUUAUUGGAUAGGGGACAAAUUAUCUCAGAGCUCAAGAUAUGGUAGUUCAUUUCCGGAUAUUAUGAGUUUAAUUUGCGAAGAACUGCGAAAUUCGUAUGCUGCACAUGGGUGUAGAAUUACUUGUAGCACGAUAGGCAGGAACAUUAUGGGGAGUAGGAAAGUAAUAUAUGAUUACCCCCUGGAUAAUGGAACUAUUCAGGGACAACUACUUAUUGAUGAAUCUCUUUGUAAUGAGAAAUAUAGGAGCUACGUACAAGUCAUUGCUGCCGCUUAUAAUAUUAUAAGUAACGAUUGUACAACGAAUGUUGAUGAGUAUUGUAAGAACUUUAAAGGACAGUAUGGAGAAAAUAGCCAUUGGGAAGUAUCCAAAUCAGACUGUAAAUUAACAAAAACUUCAAAACCUGUAACAAGUAUGGAUGUCCAAGUUUCUCUUGAGGGACAGGGACCAAAAGGAACUAUUUCGUCACCUGAAAACAGCAACAACAUCACAACCACUGUUAUAUCAUCCAUACUUCCCAUAACAAUAGGCCUUCCAUUCGCUGCUUUUAUGUUAUAUAAGGUACAAUUAUAA
Plasmodium coatneyi is the source of this 822-nucleotide messenger RNA. Its product is annotated as Variable surface protein Vir7-like protein. NCBI's taxonomy places the organism in Eukaryota, Apicomplexa, Aconoidasida, Haemosporida, Plasmodiidae. The record is from RefSeq and is a predicted model, not a curated record. The transcript is spliced from 2 exons. The coding region runs from base 1 to 822 and encodes 273 amino acids.